AUGGUGUUCUUCUGCUUCCUGGUGGACCAGCGGCGGAAGGUGCGGAGCAGCAAGCCGGCGGCGGGGAUCUGCUCGCGCUGCGGCGGCUGCGCCAGCGUGGCGGACAUGGAGACGGCCACGCGGCUCUGCUACCUCCUCACCGUGCACCGCGUCACCUGGCGCGCCAUCAUCUGCACCUUCUGCGGCGCCAUGCUCAAGUCCUACCGCCACUACCGCCUCUACUAG
Molecule: messenger RNA, 225 nt
Organism: Triticum turgidum subsp. durum (durum wheat)
Lineage: Eukaryota; Viridiplantae; Streptophyta; Magnoliopsida; Poales; Poaceae
Source: the annotation of a GenBank genome assembly